Molecule: messenger RNA, 1691 nt
Organism: Corapipo altera (White-ruffed manakin)
Lineage: Eukaryota; Metazoa; Chordata; Aves; Passeriformes; Pipridae
Gene: ATP6V1B1
Product: ATPase H+ transporting V1 subunit B1
Exons: 13
Coding region: 372-1667 (431 amino acids)
Biological process (GO): ATP metabolic process; proton transmembrane transport
Cellular component (GO): proton-transporting V-type ATPase, V1 domain
Molecular function (GO): proton-transporting ATPase activity, rotational mechanism; ATP binding
Source: RefSeq, a predicted model, not a curated record
CGCAAGGUCUGGGCUCUCUUGGGUGGGCUCCGGGCCCCUGGGGGACCCUCCGAGGGGCUUUGUUGCCCGUUGGCUCGUUUCCAUGGCCCCUUUCACGCCGAGCCCGGCGGGACGGGAAUUAACCAGCUCAGUUAAAGAGCCAGCCCGUGGCGGGGGUUUCCUCGCCUUUGUCGUCCUUUAUCCAAAGGUCUUUCCAGAAGAAUUAAAGUCCAAAGUUCACAGGGCCGGAGGCAGCCCCGGUGGCGGCUGGGAGUGAGGAGGAGGAGGAAGAGGAGAGCCGGGAGUGUGCUGGGCAGUUCGCCCAGUACGCCGAGAUCGUGAACUUCACGCUGCCCAACGGCAGCACCCGCAGCGGGCAGGUGCUGGAGGUGAUGGGCUCCAAAGCCAUCGUCCAGGUGUUUGAGGGAACAUCUGGGAUCGACGCCAAGCAAACCUCCUGCGAGUUCACGGGGGACAUCCUGCGCACCCCCGUGUCCGAGGACAUGCUGGGUCGGGUGUUCAACGGCUCCGCCAAACCCAUCGACAGCGGCCCCGCGGUGAUGGCCGAGGACUUCCUGGACAUCAACGGCCAGCCCAUCAACCCCCACGGGCGCAUCUACCCCGAGGAGAUGAUCCAGACCGGGAUCUCGCCCAUCGACGUCAUGAACAGCAUCGCCCGCGGGCAGAAGAUCCCCAUCUUCUCUGCUGCCGGGCUGCCCCACAACGAGAUCGCGGCGCAGAUCUGUCGCCAGGCGGGGCUGGUGAAGAAGUCCAAGGAUGUGGUGGAUUACCACGAGGACAACUUCGCCAUCGUCUUCGCCGCCAUGGGGGUGAACAUGGAGACCGCCCGGUUCUUCAAGUCGGACUUUGAGGAGAACGGCUCCAUGGAGAACGUGUGCCUGUUCCUCAACCUGGCCAACGACCCCACGAUCGAGAGGAUCAUCACCCCCCGCCUGGCGCUCACCACGGCCGAGUUCCUGGCCUACCAGUGCGAGAAGCACGUGCUGGUGAUCCUGACCGACAUGAGCUCCUACGCCGAGGCCCUGCGGGAGGUGUCGGCAGCCAGGGAGGAGGUUCCGGGACGACGCGGCUUCCCGGGCUACAUGUACACGGACCUGGCCACCAUCUACGAGCGGGCGGGGCGGGUGGAGGGCAGGAACGGCUCCAUCACCCAGAUCCCCAUCCUCACCAUGCCCAACGACGACAUCACCCACCCCAUCCCCGACCUGACGGGUUUCAUCACCGAGGGGCAGAUCUACGUGGACCGGCAGCUCCACAACCGGCAGAUCUACCCCCCCAUCAACGUCCUGCCGUCCCUGUCCCGGCUGAUGAAAUCAGCCAUCGGGGAGGGAAUGACCAGGAAGGACCACGGGGAUGUCUCCAACCAGCUGUACGCCUGCUAUGCCAUCGGGAAGGACGUGCAGGCCAUGAAGGCGGUGGUGGGGGAGGAGGCUCUGUCUGCCGAUGACCUGCUGUACCUGGAGUUCCUGCACAAGUUCGAGAAGCAGUUCAUCUCCCAGGGCCCCUACGAGAACCGGAGCAUCUUCGAGUCCCUGGACCUGGGCUGGCAGCUCCUGCGCAUCUUCCCCAAGCAGCUGCUGAAGCGGAUCCCGGAGAACAUCCUGGCCGAGUUCUACCCCCGCGAGGCCAAGGAGCCCGGGCAGGGCCCGGCGGGCACGGCCCUGUGACCCCCCCCCGGAUCCCCCCGGAGC